UGCACCCUCUAACCGUAUAGUUUAGCUUUGACAUAAUCAAAGAUAUUUUCAUAUUAAGAAUGUAUCUCUUCCCUAUUGGUGUUUUAUUUUGGUGUAAAGGUUGAUCAGUGGCGUUGUGGUAUUUUUAUGUGCGAAAAGCCUCUCUGAGGUGCUUAUGGUUAAAAGUGGAGAAUGAGUGAGCGCAGUGUCAUUAGAAAUUUAUCGAGAGUUCUUCGUUUGUGUCUAAAUGAUUAUAAUCUACGUUGACAUCAUUUUGCUUAUUAUUUUGUUGCUGUUGGUAAUUUUUACAUGCGGGUACUGUGCAUACAGGGUGCAUCAUAUGCAACAAAAUGGACAAGUGGCCAUUUUACUGCGGCCGACAAAAGUAUUAUUCUCACAUAGAACAGAAGACAACUCGGAACAGUUGAGGACAGUGGUGGCAUACCGAAAUCCAUUCACCGGGGACUACUGCGUUCACAAGAACAGGGAGCCCAAGGGUUACCUGAACUCCACUCAAUCCCUGGCCUCCACCGACAGUGGGCUGUCCGACGAGUACGAGCCUUUGAACCUACCGCCCUUGCCGGAAGACAACGCUACAAUGCCAGGACAAGUUCAUGAUUUCCCUCACACCACGCGAACAGACGACUACAGCCUUAAGAAGACUUGGAAAUGGGACUACACAGAAUAUCAAAUUUAAUCAUAAUAGUAUCCGGGGAUUGUUGAUUCGAAAGUUGGAGGAAAGUAUUUUCCAACUUGGCUAUCUUGUUAUCAUACUCGUAAAUAACUAAAAUGUUGAAGCCCGAUAAUACGAAAAUUUAUCAGAUGAUAUUAUGUAUACUCGUUGGCAGAAAAAGGGGCACAUAUUAUACUUUGCGUCUUUUUCAAAUGAUGCAAAAUGACGUAAGUGCCGAAUCAAUUAAAAUGGGAAAAAACUUUAAGUAUCCAUCCUAAUAUUGGCUCAAUAGCUUUUGUUUGAAAAUGCUAUGAAUGCCAAUAAUAGGACUUUCUAUAAUAUUAUGAACUAUAAG
This is a messenger RNA of Aricia agestis (brown argus), 1007 nucleotides long. RefSeq lists its product as uncharacterized. Lineage: Eukaryota; Metazoa; Arthropoda; Insecta; Lepidoptera; Lycaenidae. The record is from RefSeq and is a predicted model, not a curated record. The transcript has 5 exons. Bases 227 to 676 code for a protein of 149 amino acids.